Messenger RNA from Oryzias latipes (Japanese medaka), 2992 nucleotides. RefSeq names its product G-protein coupled receptor 22. The record is from RefSeq and is a predicted model, not a curated record. Gene Ontology annotation, molecular function: G protein-coupled receptor activity; peptide binding. Gene Ontology annotation, biological process: cellular response to hormone stimulus; G protein-coupled receptor signaling pathway. Lineage: Eukaryota; Metazoa; Chordata; Actinopteri; Beloniformes; Adrianichthyidae. Gene Ontology annotation, cellular component: plasma membrane.
AACUUUUUUCCUGUAGAAAAUAAAGUGUUUUAUUUACCUCUUCAUGACUGUCUGUACGUUUCCUGUUCAAGCUGGGCUGCUUAAGGCCAUCGAGGACUUUGUAAGUUCAGAUCAUAGAUGCUGUAAUCGGCCUCAGGUCCAGCUGUCACUCCUACGCUCCCUUAAUUGUCCCGGUCUGCCUGGUCCUGUCGAUGGCAGCCGGCCUAUGACUCAGAAAACCAGAGGAAGCGAAAGGAAGGAACAGGCGAGGGGGAAAGCAGCUGCAAGUGCUGAGGGGAGGGAAGCAAAUUACAGUGAGAGAGGUGAAGCUUACAGCUGUCUUCAGCUGAACGAGAUUCUGUUUGUUUUGGGGUCUAAAUGGGCUAAAUCUUAAAUGUGAGCGUAGUUGGGGAGGGUUGGAGGAGUAACAUUUCCUGAUUUGACAGGUUGUUCAAAAAUCUGUAGGUGCUUAAUUUCUCCCCCUCCAGUUGUCAGAAGCAUCCAUGUGUUUCAUCCUCUGAGAACAUUGAACAUUUACAUCUGAAUUUUAGAGUUACUAAAUGUCUUUUUUUUUAAAUGGUCUAUUUGAGCUGAAUAGUUUAACUUGUUUUUUGUUUUAAAGGCACAAAUUAAAGUAUUGGUUUCUGAAAGAUUUCUGGAUUAGACGAGUGUGGUCAGUUGCUCAUUGUUGCCUCCUCCUCCUCCUCCCCCUCCUCCACUUGCGUGCAGCAGCUCCUCAGUGGAUCCAACAGCCGAACCUCUGCCUGCGGACAUCCCGUCCCACUCAGCUGUGAGGCUGCCAGAGCUGCUCUGGAUGAUCACAUUCUCUGUAGCACAUCGCUGCACGCAGAGGAUGCAGCUUUUCAUCCGCGCCCAGCCUACAGGUUGCAGGGAUGGAUCGCUGAUCGAGCACUGCCACCAAGAUGCUUUUCCGUCCUGCAUCAUGGCGGCUCUUCCUGAUGCAUCAUGGGGGCUCAUCUGCCGCAUGAGCACUACAACAGACGAGGACUGACUGGGUCGUCAUGGAGACCGGCAGCUUCAGCUCAGACCCGGCCACCACCGACUGGGCCUGGACGCCGGCUGAUGUGGACGCCCUGGGAGUCCGUCAGGAGCAGGGGGGAGCAGGCGGCUCGCCGAGCGCUCCGGUGUCCUGGCCGUUCUCGCUGGGCUUCCAGGUGCUGCUCACUGCUUUCCUCAUGCUGGAGCUGGUCCUGGGCUUCAGCAGUAACCUGACUGUGCUGGUGCUCUACUGCUCCCAGUCCAACCUCGUGGACUCGGUCAGUAACCUGGUGACGGUCAACCUGCACGUGCUGGACGUGGUGGUGUGUGUUCUGUGCGUGCCCCUCACGCUGGUGGUCGUGCUCCUGCCUCCCGGCCCGAACCUGGGCCUGCUCUGCUGCUUCCACGAGGCCUGCGUCACGUUCGCCAGCAUCGCCACCGCCGUCAACAUCCUGGUGAUCAGCCUGGACAGAUACGACAUCUCAGUGCGGCCGGCCAACCGACUGCUGACCACGCGGAGAGCGGCGUUGCUUCUCACUGCCGUCUGGCUCGCCUCCGUCGCCGUGUUCUUCAUCCCGUUCUUGGAAAUGCAGUGGCCGAGUGGAGGAGGAGCAGAGGAGGCGUCGUGGAACAACAGGACCCUGCUGUGUGUAGGCAGCGGGAGCUACCAAACGGUUCUGGGGGUGCAUUACCACCUCCUCCUGCAGGUGCCCAUUUUCUUCACCACCGUGGCGGUCAUGCUGUUCACCUACUCCAGGAUACUGAGGGCCUUGAACAUCCGCAUUGGCUCCCACAUGAGGAGGAGCCAGCGGUUCAGGGGGAGCAGGAGGAGACUGAAGAAGAGAAAGGCUGAGCUCAACACGGACGAAGGCGUUGAAGAGGGAAAACAGGGGACUGCUGGGGGGGCCGAACAGCAGAGCCGCCCUCCUCUUAUCGCCUCCCUGUCCCCCACUCCCACGGCCACUUCUCCUCCUGCUUUGUCUUCUGCUGCCCCCCUUGUAACUUCAGACAUGGGGGCUGCCACUCCCCUACCGGCCUCCCUGGGGGUCCAGGCCUCUGUGUCUGCGAUCAUCGCCCUCCGCCGGGCGGUGCGACGGCACAGGGACAGACGAGAGCGCCAGAGGCGGGUGUUCCGGAUGUCCCUCAUCAUCAUCACGACCUUCCUGGGUUGUUGGGCCCCCCUCUCUGUGACCAACGUGCUAAUCCUGGGCAUGGGCCCCAGCGAGGUCCUGGUCAGCCUGCGCCUCUGGUUCCUAGCCCUGGCGUACGGCACCACCGUUUCCCACCCUUUGCUCUACGCCUUCACCCGGCAGAAACUCCGCCGUGCCCUGCGGGCCAAGGUCAAAAAGAGGGUGGUGUCCCUGCUGCAGGUUGACCCCUCACCAGGGGGCACAGUAAUACACAACUCCUGGGUGGAGAACAGGAAAACCAGUCGGCAAGUGCAGCUGGAGGCAAGCGAGGGCACCGACCGCCAGCUGGCAGAGGCCCUGUGAGGCGGGAACCCUUGGGGGAGCGUGGGGGUCAUUAAGAGGCAGAGUCACAGAUGUGCUCCAUUAAAAAACUCAGUGAGGCGAGAAGAAAGACCCGGGAAAAACACAUUUUUACCUCUGGGAGGUGUUUGGCUGUAAGCACCGGCAGCAAACCUUCGCCGCCGCCGCCGCCGUCACUCCACAGGUCAUCUGCAGCAGGAUGGUGUCAUCUGGUGCUGAAGAAGCCAACUCAGUGGUCUUGUGGUAGAGUGUCUGCCCUGAGACUGGAAGGUUGUGAGUUUGAAUCCAAUGCUUCCCUGCUCAACACUAAGCAUUAAAGGGUUGGACUGGGGGGGUCAAACCACCAACUGCUCCCCUCUCUUGAUUCAUUGAAAUAAAAAAAUACUUAAAAAUGCAAAUUUGGGCUUAGGUUUCUCAACAAGUGUCCUCCAUCAUCAUGAUUCACAUCGCAGUGAGGCUUUAACCCUUGUUCUAUCUUGGAUGACCCCCCCCCCUUCCAUUGACGUGUUCUUCCUACCAUGACA